AUGUACCACCACUAUCACGCUUUUCAGGGCAGAAAACUUACUGAGCAGGAGAGAGCUCGCGUGCUAGAGUUCCAGGACUCCAUACACUACUCUCCGCGGUACUCGGACGAUAAUUAUGAAUACCGGCACGUGAUGCUUCCAAAGGCUAUGCUCAAGGUCAUUCCUUCCGAUUACUUCAAUUCGGAAGUGGGGACCCUGCGUAUUUUGACGGAAGACGAAUGGAGAGGUCUGGGCAUUACCCAGUCUCUGGGAUGGGAACACUACGAGUGCCAUGCGCCAGAACCGCACAUUCUGCUGUUCAAAAGACCGCUAAACUACGAGGCGGAACUGAGGGCAGCCACUGCUGCUGCUCAGCAACAACAACAACAGCAGCAACAACAACAGCAGCAAACGCAAUCGAUUUCGAACGAUAUGCAGAUUCCUCCGCAAAUAUCCUAG
Messenger RNA from Saccharomyces kudriavzevii IFO 1802, 438 nucleotides. RefSeq names its product cyclin-dependent protein kinase regulatory subunit CKS1 (gene CKS1). NCBI's taxonomy places the organism in Eukaryota, Fungi, Ascomycota, Saccharomycetes, Saccharomycetales, Saccharomycetaceae. Gene Ontology annotation, biological process: regulation of mitotic cell cycle. Gene Ontology annotation, cellular component: cyclin-dependent protein kinase holoenzyme complex; SCF ubiquitin ligase complex. The transcript has a single exon. The record is from RefSeq and is a predicted model, not a curated record. Gene Ontology annotation, molecular function: cyclin-dependent protein serine/threonine kinase activator activity; histone binding; protein kinase binding. The coding region runs from base 1 to 438 and encodes 145 amino acids.